Molecule: messenger RNA, 2105 nt
Organism: Cadophora gregata
Lineage: Eukaryota; Fungi; Ascomycota; Leotiomycetes; Helotiales; Ploettnerulaceae
Exons: 1
Coding region: 62-1981 (639 amino acids)
Source: RefSeq, a predicted model, not a curated record
UUCAACUUCCUCCGUCAAGUCAACAUCAGCAGUACAGUAACAAGUGCAUGGUUCGAUAACGAUGACUCGAUUACUCCGAAGUCUGGAUGCUUUAGGCAAGGCUUCCUCGGCACCACGAAACUUUCGCGACAUGUGCCGCGCUCUUGAUUCAGACUACGAUGCUUUGCUGAACAAGUACGAGGCUGUCAAGAAUGAUCUCCAGGCCCUUUACGAAAAUCCACUCAGCACCGUUUCCGUUCCAACACCAUCAGUCUCUGAUUACGCAAGGAACGAACGAAAGAUUGUCGAGUUUUGUUUGGCACGGCUUUUAGAGCUUCAGCAUUCCGGUAUUCGUCACACCCCUGCAGUCCAAAUCAUCCUCGACGAGGUUGAGCAGGUCAUAUGGGACAACAAUGUCUUUCAUUCGACAGUUCCAUACCCUCACCAAGCCGCCGAAGUCUACAGCUAUACACUCGCUGAAUGGCGGGAUUGGGCUUUCGACGUCGCCAAUCAAACCUGGAAAUAUUUUUGUGUCUUUUGGAGUUGUACUGGUCUGUUUGCAACCUUGGCGGUCUGCUACCUUCGAAGCCAAUACCAUAAGCGAUUCGUCCUCCGUUGGAUGUGCAAUGUAUUGGGGUUCUUACUUCUCACAUGGGCACUACUGUACAUCAUCUUCCUUGUGUUUGGUUUGAUGAUCGGUGAUGCUUUUGGCAGACUGCGAUCUUUCUAUUCUCCUCUAGGCUCUACACCAAAGACAACAGUGCAUUUUGCAUCUACACCAAUUCACGAAGGCGUCUAUCGAGCGGCUCAAAACACGAUCUACAUGACGGAUCUAGCAGGGAAUUUCUCCAUCAUCCCAAACCUCAUGCAGCACUCGCGGAACAACAUACUAAGUGCUGCUGAUAUCAUUGCUGGAUCGAAACUAGAAUACAAAAACGUCCUAGCCGCAGAGUACUCCAAGCUUGUCGUGAACAUGGAAGAUUUGACUGAAGUAACCCGAAAAUGGCACAUCCAGGUGGAUGCUCUUGCCACUCAAUUUGAAAAACUGCUGUCCAGCGCUAUCAUGCAGAUGAGUGCGAUCAACCGUCCCGUGGAUUUCAGCGAUUCAAUCCACGUCACCUUAUCGCUUGCCUGCGGCGUGCAAUGGCUCAAUAAUCCGAGAUUGCACAAUAUACAUCGGGGCAACUGCAUGAUGUGUGGAGCCCUUGUUGCCACGACUGUGGUCUCCUCUACAUGUCUCCACACGUCCUUCAGCCAUGUCCCAGCUGCGUACUGCUCCUCGUGGCUAAAGCACGUCCCAGGCCUGCAGCCGUACCUGGGUGAGAUUGCAGACGAGAGGGUGAAAUCAGUGCGAAAGCUUCGGAGGUUUCUGGAAAGUCUGGACGUGGACAUGAGAGAAUUGCUCACAGGUACGGACCGGGGCAAGGCUCUCUGUGAAAUGACGGAACAGAACUUCCACCUUAUCCGAGAGAUCAACAACAGGAACGACAACAGUAUCAAGGAGCAACUACAUCUCGUGGAGCUGAGAAAGUGGCAAUUGAAAGCUUGGUUAAGUUGGUUUGGGAUCUUUCCAGAGCAGGGCGAGACACGCGCGGAGCUGCAUGUGAUGCACUACAACCUCAACCAGACGAUAAGCCUCCACAGCGUUGCCUUUGAACUGUUCUCCCGGGCCAGAGACGUGCUAUACACCUGGAAAGCCGAUAUGGAAGGAGUUUUGAGUAGCUUACAGAGAUUCGAGCAGCUUGCUGGCGAGGGUUGGCGGGGGGCCUGGGAGCAGUGGCCAGAUUGGGAUGAAUUGAAAAGGGAUGUCGAGGGACUACAGCCUCUGGUAGCAGCUCUGGGAAGAGCUAAUGCGCAGUUAGAGUCCAAGACGAAAGAUAGCGAGGAGCGGUUCCGGAGGGCUAGAGAAGAAUGCUUCGAUGAGGCAAGAAAACCUCGUGAGGAGAAUCCCACGUUCAACUGGGAGGCGUGCUAUGAUAUCAAGAAGUUACUAUUGAUGUGAGAGGAUGGUGGAAACUUUUGCGACUUGUCAAAUGAGAGCACGUACGAUUUAAAGAGCGUUGGGUACAGAUGGAUGUAGUUGAGAUGAUCAUUUGUUUUUUUGUGCUUCCUAGCCUCAGUUAUUA